Messenger RNA from Esox lucius (northern pike), 4040 nucleotides. It is a transcript of the gene cab39l, whose product is annotated as calcium binding protein 39-like. Gene Ontology annotation, biological process: intracellular signal transduction. Lineage: Eukaryota; Metazoa; Chordata; Actinopteri; Esociformes; Esocidae. The record is from RefSeq and is a predicted model, not a curated record. The coding region runs from base 259 to 1263 and encodes 334 amino acids. Gene Ontology annotation, molecular function: protein serine/threonine kinase activator activity. The transcript has 9 exons.
CAGUAAUGUAGCUCAUCUCGAAUCGGACCGAAUGGAAUUCUGCACUGCCUUCUUAAAAGAUUCCACACAUUUUAAUUCGCACAUACACACAUUCCUCUGACGUUUUGCUCAGCGUACAACAUACUGCUGGCGUGACCACAAAAAGCUGCUCGGUUACACUGUGAAUCGGGACAGCAAGUCAAGAUAUCAGAGAGAAAGAUACAAAAAUACACUGUUGUACGGCUUUGAGGAGAGACCCUAACGAGAGGCCCAGCCAAAAUGCCGCUGUUUGGUAAGUCCCACAAGAAUCCUGCCGACAUCGUCCGGACUCUGAAGGAGAACUUGGCCAUCCUGGUUAAACAGGACAAGAAGACUGAGAAGGCGUCGGAGGAGGUGUCCAAGUGUCUGGUGGCCAUGAAGGAGAUCCUGUAUGGGACUAAUGAUAAGGAGCCUCACACAGAGACGGUAGCCCAGCUGGCCCAGGAGCUCUACAACAGUGGCCUGCUCAUCUCCCUGGUGGAAAACCUGCAAGUCAUUGACUUCGAGGGGAAGAAAGACGUUUGUCAGAUCUUCAACAACAUCCUGCGGAGACAGAUUGGUACCCGCAGCCCCACUGUGGAGUACUUCUGCUCUCACCAAGAGGUUCUGUUUGUCUUGCAAAAGGGGUACGAGACCCCGGUGUCGGCGCUGAACUGCGGCAUCAUGCUUAGGGAGUGCAUCCGACACGAACCACUGGCCAAGGUGGUCCUCCACUCGGAACACUUCCACGACUUCUUCGGCUAUGUCGAGAUGGAGACCUUUGACAUCGCUUCGGACGCCUUCGCCACCUUCAAGGAUCUGCUCACAAGACACAAGGUCCUGGUAGCUGAAUAUUUAGAACAGAACUAUGACUCUGUUUUUGAACAGUAUGAGAAGUUACUGCACUCUGAGAACUAUGUGACAAAAAGACAGUCAUUAAAGUUGCUGGGUGAACUGCUGUUGGACAGACACAACUUCACUGUGAUGACCCGGUACAUCAGCAAGCCUGAAAACCUGAAGCUGAUGAUGAACUUACUGAGAGACAAGAGCCCUAACAUCCAGUUUGAGGCCUUCCACGUCUUCAAGGUGUUUGUGGCAAACCCCAACAAGACACAGCCCAUCAUAGACAUCCUUCUGAAGAACCAGACCAAACUUAUAGAUUUUCUUAGCAACUUCCAGAAGGACCGCACGGACGACGAGCAGUUCAACGACGAGAAGACCUACCUAAUUAAACAGAUCCGGGACCUUAAGAAACCUGCCUCUUAAACCCCCUUUCCCACUAGCCAUUAACCUAACCUUUACUACAAAAUACAUUAACAAUGGUGAUUAUAUUUAAAAUAUCUUUGCGGACAUUUGUCUCUUUCUUGGUUUACUUUGAGACUUUGUGUAAGAAUAGCGCAUAUCACUGAAGUUUUUCUGUUUUUACUUUUCAUGAAUCCUUAUUGUUAGCAUAGUGUGCCACUUUUUCCAAGCCAACUACUUCCUCUCCAGGAGAACCAAUGUUUAAAGAAACCUCAAGGUGAAUGGCUAAAUGAUAGGGAGACACCAUAGGUCAUAACUAAUAGGCCAGACAUUUAGUUUAUUUUCAGUUCCACUUGGCAUACCUAAGCUAGCUAAACACUUCACUUACACACUCUCUUAAAUCUAACCCCAGUAAACUGAGGUAUCUGCAAUUCAGAAUCAAAUGAAUAAAUUGCCCUUUUGGUAUUAGUAAAGGGUGUAAAUAUUCUUCUGAAUUGUUCAGAUUCUACAAAAUGUAGUGUAACACUGUAAAAACACUAAUGCUUACAUUUCUGUAGAACUCCUGUUCAGACUCAAGUCCUGCCCUAUGGUUGUAUUAUGCUAUUUACAGGUAACGUUUUAAAGACUGGAGGUCCAUGAUUACCCAAAAUGUGAUUUUGAAAAUAUGUCCCAUGAUGGGAGAAUGAACCAAAACCACAACCAGGUGUUUUUUUAAAUGUAAAAAAAAAAAAAAAGAAAAUCCAAAAAAGGCCAUUAUUUUGGAUUUGUUUUAUUUACUGCAGUCAUCAAUGCUUUUGUCGACGGAUACUCUUCGCAUGGCUGGAAGCACUUUCCAUAUAAUUCUAUUCCUUGUUUAUCUUCAGCUCUUGAAGUCAACUUUUUUUUGUGUGUGUGUGUGUGUGUGUAAAAGCUGGUUUUAAUCUCUGAGUGCCAUUGUGAGUGACAGAUUUUGGGUGACCUUAGAGGCAGUUGCAGGGAGACUUUCACAGCAGUUUCUUUUCUGUACACAUUUCUUGAGUGUUUUCUUCUGCACUGCACCUUUUAGGAGGUGGUCGGUGGAACACAUUAACAUGGUGCCUUUAUUUUACUGUUUUCCUUAUAUUUUUUCUGUAUUUGAAAUACCUUUUCUAGGGGAGCUUAAUUCUUUUUUUUAAAUAUAGUCUGGUUGAACAUGUGUCAAUUUAGCAAUUACCCUCUAACUGACUGUGUUGGAGUCAUGCUGUUAAAUGAAUGUUUUAUUUCAUAAUGACUGUUCUUGGAGUUCAGUGAUCCCAUAAGAAAAUGACCAAAACAAACCAAUGAUGGACAAACUCGGCGGGUGAUGAUUGCCUGAGAAGGUUUACUGUUAAUCUACUAGUACAAAGAGGAAAUGGGUCUUGCUCAGAAAACAAUAUUAGCAGUAGCUAGCUUUGGGGUACUAUAAAUGAAAUUUAGAAACCUCACAUUCAGCUUAAUUACUGAGCCAAUCCAUUUUAAAAUGGUGGUUGAUAUUUUCAUAUUGCUAUGAUUCUAAAAUAUACUUUAAUGAAUCUGAACAGCACUAUGCCACUGAAUAAUGUGACAGUUCUCUUAAUUGACACAUUUAUUCAUAAGUAGAUUGUACAUCAAAUGAUAGAAGUUAUAUACUCACACCUAUAUUGUUUUGGUGAAAAAGAACAUUUAGCCUUGCCUAUACCUGCUGCUAACCUGCUUCCUUUUUUAUGCAUGCAUUUUAAAACCAUUCUAGGUAAUUAAAAUAGUUUUGGUAAGCACAUUUUGAUCUCUAUUGAUAGGAGGAAGCAACUCAAAGGGUGGAGUUUACGGGUGAAAUUCAAAUAAGAGACUCACAGGAUUGCUGCUUAGAGGUGGGUGACAGGUUUUAAAUGCCCAGUUAAAUACCCAUGCCAGUGUUGGUUUCCGUCUUUACUGAACAUACUUAAAUAUGCUUCAGUACAUUUUAGCCAUUUGGCCAAAGCUCUUAUCCAUAGUGACUUCAGGUAGAUAACAUCUACUUCCAUUCUUCGUGACUGAGUAAACAGCUUUAUAUUUACCUAAGAGGGGGAAAAAACAACAGCGGUUCUCUCCUCUGCAGCAGACCAGUUCACAAGUUCUAAUCUUGCAUAUGCCCUUUGGGAGAAUUCUGUUCGUUUAAUUACUUAAACCAGUCAACUGUUCAGGAAGUAUGUUAGCACUAGGUAUGACCAGGGCAUAUGAAGGCUUUUCAGGAAGAAGUGCAAAAAUAAUUGUUACUUCAUUACUGUAUAAUACAACCAGUUAAUAUAUCUUUUUUUUUGUUUAAAUAGAAGAUUUGGCUACAGGACUGCAGUUAAAGAAGCUCUGCAAUUUCCAACCAAAACAAUUGCUUCUGCUAAAAUGUUUAAAAUAUAUUGAAGAAUCUUUAGCAUACCCUGACUCUGAAUACUGUAGCAGUAUCUGAUGAGUGGUAAUUGAUCAGUGCUGUCGAUGGACCACCAAAGGCACACCAAAUAUUUUCCAAAUUGAUAGGAGGUGGAGGUUGUCUGAAUUUGUUUAUUAUUUUUUUGGUAUGAAUAAUUACAACAGACCUUAUGCAGUGGUGAUAUGAGUAGGGCUGCCUAUUUAAACUCAGCCAUAGAAAUGAGAUUCACAUCAAAAAGAAAAUGCAGCGUAGCCAAAUCAGUAACAUCAACUUUGGAUAAACCAUUUUACUUGACUAAAAUGAUCAACUAUAUUUGGUUAAACAUUUUGACAAGUCAACCAGGGGACUUAAUUUGAAAAAAACAGCCAUGUGUUUUCCCCAUUGAUGCUACUGUACAACAUCACCAAUAAAGAGUAGAAAUGCC